This is a messenger RNA of Clunio marinus, 1751 nucleotides long. The record is from the annotation of a GenBank genome assembly. NCBI's taxonomy places the organism in Eukaryota, Metazoa, Arthropoda, Insecta, Diptera, Chironomidae.
CAAGUUUCGUUUUUAGUUAAAUUUAGUUUUGUUUACAAAAAAUUUAAAUCCUCUUAAAAAUCAUAUAAAAACUGAAAAAUGAACAGCUUUAAGAAAACUCCAAUUCAAGUUUUCACAAAAGGUGCAAAUAUAACAUCAGAAGAAUGUAAUUAUUGGAAACAACUUGAUAAUCAAUCAAUUAUUAAAGAGUUUGGAGCUAUUGAUUACAUUGAUUUUUGUUCACUUCCACCCUUCAACUUCGCUGCAACAUGUUCUGUUCGUGUGCAAAUUUAUAAUCCUUUAACUAAAUUGGUUCUUAAAAACAUUUCCACAUUUCAAAAACAAGCAUAUGGAGCAACAUUUCGUAAGGAUGGACUUUUGUUAUGUGCUGGUGAUGAAGAUGGAAGCGUACGUUUAUUUGAUGCCAAUACAAAAACAGUUUUGCGAAUUUUCAAAGGACAUUCUGCACCUGUUCAUCGAACAUUUUUCACAAACGACAAUCUUCAUUUAACAAGUUUCAGUGAUGAUAAGUCGGUACGUAUUUGGGAUAUCGCAACAGAGAAGGAAACAAAUAUUUUCCAACAUCAUGAGGAUUAUAUCAGAGCUGGUGUUGUACAUCCAACAAGUGAUAAUACAAUUGCUUCAGGAAGUUAUGAUAACACCAUCAAGAUUUAUGAUACAAGAUUAGACAAAUGUGUAAUGACAAUGGAUCACAAUAGUCCUUUGGAAUCAUUAGUCUUUCUACCAUCAGGAGGAAUUCUUAUAAGUGCAGGUGGAAACGAUAUCAAAGUGUGGGACGUCGUUUCUGGUGGUCGUCAAUUAGCAACCAUCACAAAGCAUACUAAAGCUGUAACUUGUCUUCAAGUCACAUCAAAUGGACAGCAUUUAAUCUCUGGCAGUUUAGAUCGUCAUGUGAAGUUCUUCAACACUCUAAACUAUCAAAUGGUGCACAGUCAAGAUUACACAAAUUCUAUUUUGAGUUUGGGCAUUUCAAAAGACAACAAUUGUUUAGCUGUGGGACAAGUUGAUGGAACUCUUGUGGUAAACCAACGUGAACACAAAUAUGAAGAAACAAGAGUUGAAAAACUUCGAGAAAAACGAAGGGAGAAAAGAAACAAUCGUUUAGCUGAUGAAGUUGUCGAAGUAUUCAAAUUGGAGAAGCAAUCAAAACACGAUGCUUUGUUGCGAAAGUUUGAAUAUUCCAAAGCUUUGGACAGUGUUCUAACAAGAUAUUGUGUGAACAAAACACCACAAGUUACAGUUGCUGUAAUGCAUGAACUUUUACGUCGUCAAGGUCUUGUGAGUGCUUUUAGCAAUAGAAGUCAAGAAUCAUUAGCAAAAAUUAUUACGUUCUUCAACAAGUACAUCAGUGAUAGCAGAUUCUCUAUCACGCUCACUGACAUCAUUAACGUUUUCCUGGAUUGUUAUCAAAAGUCUUUUCUAACGCUCACUUCUGAUAUUCAACAAUUAAUCAUUGAACUAAGUCGACGUGUAAAAAUCGAAGAACAACUAACAUUUGAAUUUCUUGAGAUUGGAGGAGCUUUAGAUAUGCUUAUUAAUGCUUCGACUGAUGUCAUUGCUGAUCGAGGGGAUUCUCGGGAUCCUUCUUCAAAACUUCAUCCAUCAGAUAAUGCUAAAACUGCAUCUAUCAUAAAUGUGAAUGCAUAAAACGCUUCAUAAAGAUUCAAUAAAGAGAAGAUUUUUUUGUAAGAAAAUUCAACGGAUUUUCAAUAUUUGAAUUUUUAAGGGUGCGCAGCUCAUUCUCAUGCAAC